CCAACGUCUUCAACAGUUUGGAAUUUUUUAAAAAAAAAAAUGUAAAUACUUUCUUGCAGUCACGUACUUUGUAUACAAUAGCCAAAAUGUAACAAUGCGUCUUAGGCAUUAGUCCAUCGAGAUGGUUAAUGGUCUUUAAGUGAAAAAAGAACUGGGGUAGUAGUAAUGACCUGUCUAAGCUUAAGGACAUUGAUCCUUUCUAUUCAGGUCUUGGUGAAAAAGAUACUGUUGAACUUUCUUUUUCCAUUCCUAGUCGUCUAUUGAAUUAUUAUUUGUCUGCUCGAAUAUCUACUGAUGGCUAUGAUCCCUAUGAAUCAGUUUUGUCAUGUACUUGAGGUUUGUAUUUGUUAUGGGUAUGAUGAUGAGGACAGAAGUUGAUUUUUCGAUAAAUGUCUGAAACUAAAACUGAGAUAGAUAUGCAUUGAAUAGAUGGACCCAACGGCUCACAUGGAUACCAAGGUUUAUAGUGUGACAUAUGCGACUUCUCUACUUAUAACUUUCUUAGGGCCGGCUUAAGUAAAUGCAGCCAUAAAUCAUAACCCAAGAUUAUUAUUAGUAGAUUGAUAUUUUGUCAUGGUUUUCUUUUGAAAGACUAAUCUGAUUCAAAUAAUUUUUGUACAAAGUAAAUUUGAAGUUGAAUUGAGUUUAGAAAGUUCAAAAACAUAUUUUAAUUUUUUGUCGACUGGCGGCUAUUUGCUCCGUUAUACGUAUGAUACAAUUUUCAAGUACCAAACCUUUGGUACGUUCCAUUAUCUGAGGUAUCAAAUAAGAUAUCCCAUUUGGAAAAUCAUAAGAAAAAUAAACAAGUGAGAUCUAACAUAAAUGUCAUUUUUGAAAAAGAUAUUACAAUUCUUAGACCAAGUCCACAUUUGUCUAUUGGCAAGAACAAGACUAAAAGUCAGCAAACACCUACAUUACAUCCUGAAAAACAAAUGACCAAACUACCCACCGUCUACCCCUAUAUAUAUAAACCUCACAACCUCUUCCUUAUCACUCACAAACAUAACCAAAUCAUGGCUCUCACUAAAAUCUCCUUAGUCCUUCUUCUCUGCCUUUUAUGUUUAUAUUCUGAAACCGUCAAGUCUCAGAACUGCGGUUGUGCCUCGGGCGUAUGCUGUAGUCAGUACGGUUAUUGCGGUAAUGGACCAGACUACUGUGGUUCAGGUUGCCGUUCAGGUCCUUGCACUGGCACCCAAGGCGGUAGUCUUGGUAGCAUUGUGUCACAAGCUUUCUUUAACAAUAUUAUCAACCGAGCUGAUAAUGGCUGCGCCGGAAAAAGAUUCUACACACGUGAUUCUUUCAUCAGUGCCGCUAAUACGUUCCCCAACUUUGCUAACUCCGUUACUAGGCGUGAAAUUGCUACUAUGUUUGCUCAUUUCACCCAGGAGGUCGGAUAUUUCUGCUACAUUGAAGAGAUAAACGGAGCGUCAAGAAACUAUUGCGACGACAGGAAUUACCCACAAUACCCAUGUGCACCAGGCAAAACCUACUACGGUCGUGGUCCGAUUCAGUUAUCAUGGAACUACAAUUACGCACAGUGUGGUCAGAGUCUCGGUCUCGAUCUUCUACGUCAGCCAGAGACAGUAAGCAGCAAUCCAACUAUAGCUUUCAGGACAGCUUUGUGGUUUUGGGUGAAUAACGUAAGGCCGGUACUGAACCAAGGAUUUGGAGCCACCAUUAGGGCCAUCAAUGGAGACUUAGAGUGUAAUGGUAAGAGUCCAGAUAAGGUUAAUGCAAGGAUUAGGUACUACAGAGAUUAUUGUGGGCAGCUUGGUGUGGACCCUGGUCCUAACCUUAGCUGCUAGAAAAGCUCUGUAAUGACUAUUGAUGGACGCUACUAAAAUAAAUAAAUGAGAUGAUCAUCAUAAAAUUAAAUCUCAUGCAUGGACUUUGUGUUGGGUUUCAAUGUUUCCUGCUCCACAAGCAAAAAAAAAAAAGUUGUAAUCUUAUACAAUAAAGGAGAUUUGUCUCUCUCCUUAGGCUAUCCACAUCACCAAAGAGGAUGGGGCAUUUUGUGACAGCCGUCCUUAUCUAUUUUUAUUUGUUUUGAUGUUUAAACGAUGAAUAUUUUUGCUGGGCUAUUAUUCUUUUAGGCCCAAUUGUUGUUACGUUUUAGCAUCAAUCUUCCUCACGUUCUCAAGCAAUCGGACUCUUCCUCUUCCAAAAACCAACGUAAGCUCCAACUAUAAAUCUCCAAUCUCCAAGGGAUGAACAGCACAAUUUGAGAAGAAAAGUCUCUACUAAUUACCAAAACCGAGAAUGGUUAAUUCCUUCAUCUUUCUUGCGGAUUUGAAAACAGGGACCAAUCUCCAAGGUCUCUGUUCACCCUCACCAUCACUGUCAACUUUGGUAAUCAUCUCCUUGCUAUUUUCGAUUUCAAAAUUUUUGGGUUUUGGUCUCUGUUUGUUUCGUGGGAUAGUGUUGGACGAUCCAAAGAUUUAUCUUUUGGUUUUAACACAUUCUGAUUAUAAUUUUAUGUGCAGGAAGAUGACAGGCUUUAGAGUAUGUGAUCAGUGAUGCUACUGAGCCAAACCUGUUUUUCUUUCAUAAGCAAAAGAUAUAUUGUUCCGACAAGGCUAACGUAUAAUAUCUUGGACGGUACUAUAAAUCAAACUCCACAGCUCUGUAGUGUAUUUGCAGCUCGAGUUGUAUGUUUCUUUAUCCUUUCUAUUUAUGUUCAUGUGUUGCUUAGGGGAAGAGACUAAGUGAAAGUUGUCUGAUUUUUGGUUGCGUCUAAAGUGUUUUUGUUUUCUUGUCUUUCUCUUUUAGGGUCUGGCUGUUUUUAAUAUUUUGAAGGCUUUUCUGCUGCUGCAUCGAAGUUGGAGACCAUUAGGCAGGGUAAAAUUUUGUUUUCUUCAAUAAGUUGGUUCUGUCACAGUUUCAUGUGAUGUAAAUCUUUUAUGCUACUAGGAGUCAGUUUCAAAGUUUGUUGCGAGCGACUAGAUAUGUCAAUAAGACUGGACUGAGAGGUAUAUGUGCUUUGUAUGAACUGCUUUGUAUGUCCAUGUGAUCAAGGUUAGUCUUUCUUCUUCUUUUUUUUAGAAACACAGUCUUUCUUCUUCUCUAAGAAAGCAUACUAGGUUGAAUUUAUCAAGUACUUGUGUAUAGGGAUGUUAACAUGGGUAGUUACCCAUGGGUUUACCCAAACCCACUAAUAAUGGGCUGGGUUUUUACCCAUCUAAAAUUAAUUGGGUCAACCAUGGGUAUUAAUUUUAAAACCCAUAUUUAUGUUGGGUAAAUACAAAAGGAUAAUGGUGUACCCAUGGGUUUUCAAUUAUAUAUAUAGAUUUUUACUAUUUUAAUUAAAUUAUAUAAAAAUUGCAAAAACGUUUUUUUCCGUCAGAACCAAAAAAUGAUUUUUUUCCGCAAAAACCCUACCUAAAACUAAUAUUUCUCACAGAAACCAAAAACGAGUUUUCCCGCCGAAACCGAAAAAUCGAGUUUUUCUACCGAAACCACAAAACUUGUUUUUCCGCCAAAACCAUAAAACUAAGUUUCCCGCCAAAACCGCAAAACUGAGUUUUCUCACCAAAACUGCAAAACUGAGUUUUCCCGUUAAAACCGUAAAAUCGAGUUUUCCGACUGAAAGCCCCAAAAUCGAGUUUUUCCGCCAAAACCGCAAAAGGUGUUUUCCCGCCAAUGCCGUAAAACUCAAUUUUCCCGCCAAAACCGCAAAAACCGAGUUUUCCCGCCAAAACCGCAAAAAAUGAGUUUUCCCGCCAAAACCGCAAAUGAGUUUUUCCGCCAAAACCGCAAAAAAUGAGUUUUCCCGCCAAAACCGUAAAACUGAGUUUUUCCGCCAAAACCGAAAAUUGAGUUUUCCCGCCAAAGAUGAGAAACCGAGUUUUUCCCCCAAAACCGCAAAACCGAGUUUUCCCGCCAAAAUCGAAAAAUCGAGUUUUCCCGCAAAAAUCGAAAAAUCGAGUUUUCCCGUCAAAGCCGAAAACCGAGUUUUUUCCCAAAACCGUAAAAACGAGUUUUCCAUCAAAAUCAAAAACGAGUUUUUCCGCCAAAACCGCAAAAGCGAGGUUUCCUGCCAAAACUGCUAAACUUCAGAAUAAAUAAGAUAAUACUUUGGGUACCCACGGGUAAACCUAUACCAUAUUGGGUUUAUUUUCUGGGUUUGGAUUUCAACCCUGAUGUUUCUGGGUUUUUGCAGGUUGGGUAUAAACUGGGUUGGGUUAUUUGUGGGUUGGGCUGGGCUGGGUUAUUUUACCCUACGUUAACAUCCCUACUUGUGUAUAUGUUGUUCUUUGUUGUGAUUAACUUCAUCGAUCUUAUGAUAUGAUCUAUGGUUUUUAGUUGAUGCUAAAAACCAGAACGCGCCUUCUGAGACAAAGCCCCUGAUAGUAAACAAGCUUUCACACCACUUCUCUUUCGGUAAGUAUCUCUAAUAAAAAUUAUUUAUUUUUCCUUAGAGGGGUUUUGUGGGUUGGCUCUGUGACGGGGAAUAUAGAGAACUUGGUUUGGUUAUCUGAAUAUGAAUGACGGUGGGCUUCACACUUCAACCACUUCAGUUAAAACUCCAGUUUUUUAAAAUUGUAUUUGGUCAACCUAUGCGCAUGGAGAGAAGUAAUCAAUUCAUUGUCCAAGAUUAUAUUCAAAGGUCAUGUCUACUUUGACUCAAGUUUGAGCAAGCUCCGAGAGUUACGAUGGAGAGUCCAAGGGGUAUCAACGUUGAUAACCGCAACAAUUUUUUUUUCUUUCUGAUAUUGACGGUUCUUUGUUUCAUCAGUGAUCCAGGAAGCUACAUUAUUCUAUGAGACCAUUGUCUGUACGUACAUACUGUACGGAUAUGGUGAAGAUUAAAGGGUUUAGCUUGGAUUCACGUGUCUGUAAGUCAUUAUUUAUUCUAUGCACAAACACAGCUCAAGUGUUUGACUCUAAUUCUAAUGUCUCUACUUCUCUCUCAGGUUCAUUAAUGGUUAAAGAAGCUGGUUCAUUGGUUAAUGAAGUUAAAUGGAAUAUUUUCGGUAGUAGUUUUAUUGUCUUAGACUCGGGUUUAGGCUCUGAGAUGGGUGAUCCUUCUCAUAGGAAUCUAGGAGGAAAAUCAGUAAAACCAACUCAAAACUCAAUCUCUACCGUAAGUUCAAUUUCUUCUUAAUUAUUCAAGGACUGUUUAUAACCUGAGGCUCUUUUCUCUGUGAACAAAAGUCUGGAGCUGUCAACUUGCGGAAAGUCAACAGGGUGCGAGGUCAUUGGAGUGCAAGCAAGAGUGACUAAACUUCUUAUGCGGUAAAGAAGAUUAGCUUAUUUAUGAAGAAGAGUCAGGUCUUUGUGUUUAGUAAGUUGCAUAGUCAGGUGUGGUUUGUAUGAAAUAUCAAGCUUUGAAGGGUGAUUUGUUUUUAAAAUUUGGUUAUUUUGGUUUAGGUCUAUUUUUUCAUUUGUAAUGUGUUUCUGAUCAUGAACCGGUUUGAGCAAAUACUAUUUGUCGUCUACGUAUGGUAAAUAUAUU
Brassica rapa (field mustard) is the source of this 5455-nucleotide messenger RNA. Its product is annotated as endochitinase At2g43590. The record is from RefSeq and is a predicted model, not a curated record. Gene Ontology annotation, molecular function: chitin binding; chitinase activity. Gene Ontology annotation, biological process: carbohydrate metabolic process; cell wall macromolecule catabolic process; chitin catabolic process. Lineage: Eukaryota; Viridiplantae; Streptophyta; Magnoliopsida; Brassicales; Brassicaceae.